UCACGUGACGCCCAGAGUCAUGUGACCGCCAUCUGGACGGUGCUCCACGGGCGCUGCUUCCUGCCGGGGUUUGGAGUUGUCACCGCUUUCCCCUCUCAGUCUCCUGCGGGCGCAAUGGAGGAGGAGGAUGAGGAAGCGCGGGCGCUCCUGGCAGGCGGCCCUGACGAGGUCGACAGCGGUGCCCCCGCCGCCCCGGCCGCCCCCGGGGCCCUGCCGGCCCUCUGCGACCCCAGUCGCCUGGCGCACCGGCUUUUGGUGCUGUUACUGAUGUGCUUCCUUGGCUUCGGCAGCUAUUUUUGCUAUGAUAAUCCUGCUGCCCUUCAGACUCAAGUUAAACGAGAUAUGCAAGUGAAUACCACGAAAUUCAUGCUGCUGUAUGCCUGGUAUUCUUGGCCCAAUGUAGUUUUGUGUUUCUUUGGUGGCUUUUUGAUAGACCGAGUAUUUGGAAUACGAUGGGGCACAAUCAUUUUUAGCUGCUUUGUAUGCAUUGGACAGGUUGUUUUUGCCCUGGGUGGAAUAUUUAAUGCUUUUUGGCUGAUGGAAUUUGGAAGAUUUCUAUUUGGGAUUGGUGGAGAGUCCUUAGCAGUUGCCCAGAAUACGUAUGCUGUGAGCUGGUUUAAAGGCAAAGAAUUAAACCUGGUGUUUGGACUUCAACUUAGCAUGGCUAGAAUUGGAAGUACAGUAAACAUGAACCUCAUGGGAUGGCUGUAUUCUAAGAUUGAAGCUUUGUUGGGUUCUGCUGGUCACACAACCCUCGGGAUCACACUUAUGAUUGGGGGUAUAACGUGUAUUCUUUCACUAAUCUGUGCCUUGGCUCUUGCCUACUUGGAUCAGAGAGCAGAGAGAAUCCUUCAUAAAGAACAAGGAAAAACAGGUGAAGUUAUUAAAUUAACUGAUGUAAAGGACUUCUCCUUACCCCUGUGGCUUAUAUUUAUCAUCUGUGUCUGCUACUACGUUGCUGUGUUCCCUUUUAUUGGACUUGGGAAAGUUUUCUUUACAGAGAAAUUUGGAUUUUCUUCCCAGGCAGCAAGUGCAAUUAACAGUGUUGUAUAUAUCAUAUCAGCUCCCAUGUCCCCGGUAUUUGGGCUCCUGGUGGAUAAAACAGGGAAGAACAUCAUCUGGGUUCUUUGCGCGGUAGCAGCCACUCUUGUGUCCCACAUGAUGCUGGCCUUUACGAUGUGGAACCCUUGGAUUGCUAUGUGUCUUCUGGGACUCUCCUAUUCAUUGCUUGCCUGUGCAUUGUGGCCAAUGGUAGCAUUUGUAGUUCCUGAACAUCAGCUGGGAACUGCAUAUGGCUUCAUGCAGUCCAUUCAGAAUCUUGGGUUGGCCAUCGUUUCCAUCAUUGCUGGUAUGAUACUGGAUUCUCGGGGGUAUUUGUUUUUAGAAGUGUUCUUCAUUGCCUGUGUUUCUUUGUCACUUUUAUCUGUGGUCUCACUCUAUUUGGUGAAUCGUGCCCAGGGUGGGAACCUAAAUUAUUCUGCAAGACAAAGGGAAGAAAUAAAAUUUUCCCAUACUGAAUGAGAAGUUUAAAUGAAUGUGUCAUGAGAAUGGGCUUAACACAUCGUUGGUUUGAAAACCUCCAUUUUUAAAAAUUUAGAGUUUAGUCAUUAGAAAAAAUAAUGGACUGGAAAGUUAUAUUUAUAUCCAAAUAUACCUAUUUCAAAGUGUAUUUGUGAGGCCUGUGUUAGCCCGUGUCUUUUGUAUUGUGUGUUGCUAAAGAAUUCUACUUUUAGUAGGCUAAUCAACAAUGAAAGGGUUAGAAAUUGCUGUGGAACAUCCAGGUGAACUUGAGGAAGGACAGUGAAAAAUGGAAAACAUUGGCGCUUCUGUUGGAAUAAUCUUCAUUAGGUAUAUAUCUUAGGGAUACAGCCUUUUCUUUAUCUUAUAGCAGGAAAAAAAACUUUUGAGGGGAAUAGAAGGGCUGUGUUACACAAAAUAAACAAUGGCAUUGUCAUAGGCCUUCCUUUUAGUAGUAGGGCAUAAUGCUAGGGAAUAUGUGAAGAUGUUUUUAUGAAGUCUCUUUCUGAUCAUGACCAAUAGCUUGCGCUGUAUUCUGUAGUCAAGUGGAUUGCUGAGCAAUGACCCUUUUCAGUUUAUUUGUUUGUUGCUGAGGACCCUAAUUACUUAAGGAUGUAAUUUUAUAGUAUAAACUUUCUGUACAGUUUUUCUUAUAGUCUAAUAACUAAAAAGUGUCCUUCAAAUUAUAAUCGCCUAUGUACAUGGAUAAAUUAAAACACUGCACACGGAGUACUUGAUGUCUUCCUUUGAUUUAAAAAAAAUACAAAAACACUGAUUUUAACUUUUAUUCAUGCAGAAGAUUAUCUAGAAGAAAACCCAAGUUAGAAUAAAGAGAACUUGCCCAAUUACAGUCAUUGAAAGAUUAUGGAGGUAGCUUUUUCUCCAGAGUAGAACUUUAAGUAACAUAUGUGGUUUUUUUAAUAUUAAAUAAGAGUAUGAAGCUUCUCUGACAAACUUUAAAUACUUUUUAGUAUUUUUCAGCGUUAACGUAUUAUUUGUUAAAGUCAAGGAAUGCAGAUAUUUUAGACAAAAUAUUAAACGAAUAUAUUUAGCUGAUUAUAUUGUUUAAAGCACAUGGCAUGAUAUUGUAAGCGUAAAUGUUUGGGAACAGAUUGAAAGUACGUUCCUUAUGCAAGGUAGCUUGGCAGCUUUAUUUACAUCUGUUUUUCUGACUUAAGUUCGUUGUAUUGAUAUGACUUGUCUCUGUGUCCUCACCCAAAUCUCAUCUCGAAUUGUAAUCCCUAUGUGUUCGAGGGAGGGACCUGGUGGGAGGUGAUUGGAUCAUGGGGGCGGUUUCUCCCAUGCUGUUCUCGUGAUAGUGAGGGAAUUCUCGUGAGAUCUGAUGGUUUAAAAGUGUGGCACUUCCCCUUCACGCCCUCUAUCUCUCCUACCACCAUGUAAGAUGUGCCUUGCUUCCUCUUUGCCUUCUUCCAUUAUUUUAAGUUUCCUGAGGCCUCCCAGCUACGUGGAAGUGUGAGUCAAUUAAACCCCUCUAAUUUACAAAUUACCCAGUCUCAGGUAGUAUCUUUAUGGCAGUAUGGGAACUGACUAAUACAUGUGUCAUUACUGAGUUGUUAGUUCUUUAGGCUCUGACUGCCAUAUGACUGUUUUCAGCACAUGGGUGUUGAAUAUUGAUCUCACAAGUGGGGGAGAGUGCAGAAGUCCACACUACUUCUGCUGGAAGGCCCAUGUGACCUGGCCUCUUGCCUUGUCUCUCCACUGCCUCUGUGCCCCAGCCACAGUGAGCCACUUACAUGUUUUCAAAUGGGUUGUGUUCCUUUCCCUCCCAGAGGCUUUGUCCACACUGUUCCGUUUGCUUAGAAAGUUUUCUCCAAGGCUCUCUAGAACCUGUUUUUACCUGAUUUAUACCGGAAAACCAUAGUCCCCAGCCCAGAACCAUUCUUCCUCAUGGAAGCCCUUCCAGAUCCUUCAGGGUGUAUUGGGUUCUUCUAAGUUGCUGUGAUCUUGCAGUUUUCCUUUUUAGCUUACCUUAACUUAAUAAUGAAGAAUCUGUGAUAAUGUGGUUGUGGGUGUCUUCCUUAGAUUGUAAGCUCCUUGAGGGCAGGGACUGCGUCUGUUUUGUUAUCAAUGAUUGUAUUGAUAGUGCCUAGCAAAAGUAGGCACAAAAUAAAUAUUUUUUUUGUAUGAUA
Molecule: messenger RNA, 3668 nt
Organism: Symphalangus syndactylus (siamang)
Lineage: Eukaryota; Metazoa; Chordata; Mammalia; Primates; Hylobatidae
Gene: MFSD1
Product: major facilitator superfamily domain containing 1
Biological process (GO): transmembrane transport
Cellular component (GO): lysosome
Molecular function (GO): transmembrane transporter activity
Source: RefSeq, a predicted model, not a curated record